Phytophthora megakarya is the source of this 504-nucleotide messenger RNA. The record is from the annotation of a GenBank genome assembly. Lineage: Eukaryota; Oomycota; Peronosporomycetes; Peronosporales; Peronosporaceae.
AUGGCUGUACUACCAGAAGUGCCUGUGACGACAAAAGAUGUGAAGAUCGAAGCCAUUCAGCUAUGUGGAUCUGAUAAUCAGACCCCAGAAGAAAUUGAUCGACUUCACCAAAGUAUCUGGAAGUUCCGACAUCUCUUGAUCGGCAAGGGAAAUGCCCUUCCGCCGGCGCCUAGAGGUGUGAUGUGCGAUAUCGACGUUGGCGGGGCGAGACCUAUCGCCCUGAAGUGUCGUAAGUUGCGGAUCCAGUUCAAGGAGAAGCUGGGAGACUUAAUGAAUGGUCUAUUGUCCGCCAAGAUGAUCAAUUACUCUAGAUCACCAUGGGCUUCCCCGAUCAUGGUGAUCAUCAAGAAGAAUGGAGUGGAUAUCAGGUUGUGUAUCGAUUAUCGGCUGGUUAACAGCUUGACUCAGCUAAUGAUCUACCCAAUGCCCUUGAUCAACGACCUACUUGAAGAUCUGGAGUCGACACUUUGGUACUGUUCUUUGGAUAUGGCGAGGGGUUUUUGA